This is a messenger RNA of Melanaphis sacchari, 1326 nucleotides long. RefSeq names its product embryonic stem cell-specific 5-hydroxymethylcytosine-binding protein. Gene Ontology annotation, molecular function: single-stranded DNA binding. The transcript has 7 exons. Bases 357 to 1277 code for a protein of 306 amino acids. Gene Ontology annotation, biological process: DNA damage response. The record is from RefSeq and is a predicted model, not a curated record. Lineage: Eukaryota; Metazoa; Arthropoda; Insecta; Hemiptera; Aphididae.
GUUAUACUGUAUAAUUAAUAUUGUUUGAUUAUAAUUUAUGAUAUUAAAUAAUAUAGGUACUAUUUUGAAGUAUUAAUAGUAUUAUACUUUUUCAAUCAGUUCAAUUUCAAUCGUUACCUGUGGUUCCGUAUUUCUGUCAUUUUGAAUUUCCGAACUUGAAUUUGAAAAAACUAAAUUUCAAAUUGUACAUAACGCAAUACAACUAAUACAAGUGAUAAUACAUGGUAUUACGCUGAUGUUGAUUGUUAUAUUUUAAUAAAUAGCAGCCAGCAGGUUAUUAUAUUUAUAAUACCUAUGUAAUAAAAUUUGUACUUAUUUUUUCGUAUUGGAAUUGAAAGAUUGAAUGUAAAAAGAAAAUGUGUGGCCGAACUGCUUGUAACUUGAAAUGUGAAACUUAUUGUAAAGCAACAAGCUAUAAAGAUCGUAAAGACACAUUGUAUCGUCAACCAGAAUGGCACAAUGAAAUGAAUGAUAACUUUGAAUUUAAACAAUCCAACAACAUAGCACCUACUGAUGUAACUCCUGUUCUUGUUUCUGGUGAAGAAUUUGUAGGCUAUCCUUCUAGGAUAUUGACACCCAUGGUAUGGGGUAUGAUACCUCCCUGGCAUAAGGGAAAUUUUAACAAUCAUGGAUUAAGUACAAAUAAUUGCCGAAUAGAAAGUGUAACAACUUCAAAACUGUACAGUGAACCACUGACUAAAGGAAGAAGAUGUAUAAUAGUUUGUGAAGGUUUCUAUGAAUGGAAAACAACAGAAGGACCUGGAAAAAAAAAGCCAUACUUUAUAUACAUGCCCCAAAAAAAUGGAGUUUCAGUGUAUGAUACAAAUGCUUGGGAAUCAGCUCAAUGUUCAGAGCAAUAUGGUUGGUGUGGACCAUCUCUACUACAAUUAGCUGGUAUUUACAAUAAAUGGAAGUCAUCAAAUGGAGAUGUUUAUAGCUAUUCAGUUAUCACAAUGGAAUCAAGCAAAACGUUUUCACAACUUCAUCACAGAAUUCCUGCAGUCUUAGAGAAUGAACAACUUAUAGAGGAUUGGUUAGAUACCAGAAGAGUGUCUGCAAGUCAAGCCAUCUCUAUGCUUCGUCCUACUGAUAAUCUGACCUGGCAUGAAGUGUCAAAUAUAGUCAACAACUCACGUAACAAAAGUGAAGAUUGCAAUAAACCAAUAUCAAAAAUAGUCAACAAAAGCAGCACAUUUAUGACAUCUUGGUUGACAGGAAAAAAUAAAAAAAGUGAUAGUAAUGAUGAAGAUCAAAUGAGGAAAAAACCUAAAAAUUAAUUAUUUGUUAUCAUAAAACUUUAAUUAAUGCAAACAACAUAAUAUAUUA